Saprolegnia diclina VS20 is the source of this 519-nucleotide messenger RNA. RefSeq lists its product as hypothetical. The coding region runs from base 1 to 519 and encodes 172 amino acids. The transcript has a single exon. The record is from RefSeq and is a predicted model, not a curated record. NCBI's taxonomy places the organism in Eukaryota, Oomycota, Saprolegniomycetes, Saprolegniales, Saprolegniaceae.
AUGGUCCGGCUCGCGACGAUGCUUCUCAGCCUUGCCUCGGCCGUCUAUUCGCAGGCGCCGCUGCAGUUUAGCACCCCAAUGCCCUACGUCCUCACGCUCAACGGCAGCGGUCCCGUGACGCAAAUCAUCUCUCGCCCGCGGGCCACGUCGCUCUCGGUGCACAUUGCGUCGAUGCGGCUUCCGCCGGGCGCGACGCUGACGAUCGGUACCGAGGAUGGUCGCGAUAAAGUCGUGUACACGGGCGACCUCGACGACGUCGACUCGGCCGUCUUUACGCAGCCGCGCCUUCUUCUCAACUACUCGUCUCCGACGUACUCGACCGGCAGCAGCGCGCCGAUCGUGACGAUCGACACGUACUUUGCUGGCGGCGCCAACGCUGGCGGCCUCGAGUCUAUCUGCUCAACAGCCGGCUACGCGUCCGUGGGUGUCGCUUGUUUAUAUGCUGACGCGGCCAAGACCGCAGUGUCGAGAGCCGUCGCGCGGCUCGUCAUCCGCGGCAAGUCGCUCUGCACGGGCUGA